Messenger RNA from Exophiala bonariae, 1131 nucleotides. RefSeq lists its product as uncharacterized. The transcript has 4 exons. The record is from RefSeq and is a predicted model, not a curated record. NCBI's taxonomy places the organism in Eukaryota, Fungi, Ascomycota, Eurotiomycetes, Chaetothyriales, Herpotrichiellaceae. Gene Ontology annotation, biological process: L-leucine biosynthetic process. Bases 1 to 1131 code for a protein of 376 amino acids. Gene Ontology annotation, cellular component: cytosol. Gene Ontology annotation, molecular function: 3-isopropylmalate dehydrogenase activity; magnesium ion binding; NAD binding.
AUGCCUACCUACAAUAUUGUCGUUCUCGCAGGGGAUUAUGCAGGCCCUGAGGUGACGGCUGAAGCAGUCAAGGUCUUCCAUGGACAGAUCUUGAAAGUCGUCGAGAAGUCUUCGAAAGAUAUCAAGUUCAAUUUUCAAGACCACUUACUUGGAGGUGCUUCAAUCGAUGCCCACGGUGACCCAUUGACCGAUGAGGCUCUCUCCGCUGCCAAAUCAGCCCACGCAGUUCUGCUAGGUGCAAUCGGUGGACCCAAAUAUGGAGUCGGAAAAGUUCGUCCAGAGCAAGGGCUACUGAAACUCCGCAAAGAAAUGGGAACAUUCGGCAAUCUAAGACCUUGUUUCUUCGCUUCACCCAGUCUGGCCAAGAACUCCCCUCUCAAGGAAUCCGUCUGUGAAGGUACCGACUUCAUGAUCGUCCGCGAGCUUACAGGCGGUAUCUACUUUGGAGACAGAGUCGAGGGCAACCCCGAGGAUGGCGAGAACGAGUGGGCAGAAGAUCGAGAACCCUACUCACGAAAGGAAAUCGAACGCAUCACCCGUCUAGCAGCAUAUCUGGCACUGGCAAAGAGCCCACCCAGCAAAGUCUUCAGCUUAGACAAGGCCAAUGUGCUCGCGACAAGCCGACUGUGGCGGAGAGUAUUUACCGAGACAAUGCAAAAAGAAUUCCCCCAGUUGGAGUUCGAGCACCAAUUGAUCGAUUCGGCUGCGAUGAUCAUGGUCAGGAACCCACGGGCACUGAACGGCGUGAUUGUCACAUCAAAUCUCUUCGGCGACAUCAUUUCUGACGAAGCCUCUGUCAUCCCCGGUAGUCUGGGUUUGCUUCCUAGUGCCAGUCUCAGCGGUGUACCGGAUGGCAAGGGACUUUGCAACGGCAUCUACGAACCCAUCCAUGGAUCUGCACCUGACAUUGCAGGCAAGGGCAUCAUCAACCCUGUGGCCGCCAUCCUUAGUGUCGCCAUGUUACUUCUGUACAGUCUGAACCUCCCCAAGGAGAGUGUAUUGGUGGAGCAGGCAGUAAGUCUUGUCAUCGACAAGGGUAUCACGACAAAAGAUAUUGGUGGCAGCAGCUCAACCGUCGAGGUGGGUGAUGCCGUGGCUAAGGAGCUCGAAGGUCUAUUCAAACAACAAUAA